Tetranychus urticae (two-spotted spider mite) is the source of this 2865-nucleotide messenger RNA. It is a transcript of the gene Zasp52, whose product is annotated as Z band alternatively spliced PDZ-motif protein 52. Gene Ontology annotation, molecular function: muscle alpha-actinin binding; actin binding. Lineage: Eukaryota; Metazoa; Arthropoda; Arachnida; Trombidiformes; Tetranychidae. Gene Ontology annotation, cellular component: filamentous actin; Z disc; stress fiber. Gene Ontology annotation, biological process: actin cytoskeleton organization; heart development; muscle structure development. The record is from RefSeq and is a predicted model, not a curated record.
AUUUGCUCUUCCAACUGUACUCCAACCAUCAUCAUCAUCAUCAUCCAAGUCUCUCUCUCUCUCUCUCUCUCUCACUUGCUUUCGUUAGCCAAAUGAACGUAACAUCGAAUCACAAACUGUUGAAAAUCAUCUUUUUUCGUUUUCGUCUUCCUCUUCCUGCUGUCUUUUUUAUCAUCCUGCUUUCCCUUUCCUUUUCAUUUUCAUCUUCUUGCGCUGAAAAAACACACAUACACACACUCACAUCAUCAUCAUGUUGGUUCAUUUUUAGAUCUCUGGUUGACGAACCAGAGAGCUGAUUCGUCUUUCUGCUUUUCUCCUUGAUUUUCAUUCAACAAUUACUUGAUUUAGUUGUGUUUGUUUUUGCCUCUCUUCCAGCAUUAACUACUGUGUUCACCAAUUCUGAUAUUUUUUCGGGUCAUCUACUUGUUAUUGGCCAAAUUUGAUUCCUUUACGUCCAUAGUAACCCUGAUCUAACCAGAUCAACCUUGACUGCCAUUUCUGGUUUACGUGAAAAUUUGUUUCUUUGACUACCUUGGAUCCAUUUAAUCAGCUGAUAAUGUCUGGUCAACUAAUUACUGUUCGUAUGAACCGCGGUGAUGCUUCAUCGCCUUGGGGAUUUAGGCUUCAAGGAGGUAAAGACUGGGGAACACCUUUAGCCGUAUCUAAGAUAAACCCGGGAAGUUUGGCUGAACAGGGAGGACUUCAAGUGGGGGAUUUUAUAAUUAAAAUUGGUAACUCAACUGCUCAAGAAAUGUUACAUCAUGAAGCUCAAGAAGCGAUUAAAAGUGCCAAAAACAAUCUUGACCUUCAAGUUCAAAGAGGUGGAACGUUAACUUGGCGACCAACUGUAACUGCUGUGGGUGAACUGCCUAAACCUGGAACAGUAAACUCACCACCAACAACAACAUACACCAAAACUUCACUGGCAAAAACUGGACCGGAACCUAAACCAAUCGGAACUGGACACAAUACAGCGGCAAAACCUUUCGGAGGAAACAAAAGACUACCUGCCUUGGUUCAUAAACAGUUCAACUCACCACUUAACCUUUACUCUGAGACUAAUAUCAAGGAAACUCUUCAAGCCCAUACAGAACAAUUAGCCCCUGGAGUAAUGGGGAUAAACUUUAUGAAACCUGAUGCACCAGUAAACAAGCAUUCAGCUGUUUAUCAAGCCAUUUUAGAGGAAGAACAGAGCAAAAAAGAAGUUAAAUCAGGAACAAUCGGAACUCCAACCCCAAUAUCACCAACUAAUUCACCUCGUUUGGGAAUCGGUUCAAUUACCAAGCAUGUUGAUGCCCCAAUAUCCCGUGGAUCAGGUCAAAAUAAUUCAUCAGGUGACAAUUCACAAUCAUCUCUUAACACUUGUGGUCAAUGUGGGGGAUUAAUUACCGGAGUUUUCUGUCGUAUUCGGGAUAAAUCACUUCAUGCUGAAUGUUUUAAAUGUGCUACUUGUGGUACAUCGCUUAAGAAUGUAGGUUACUUUAACGUAAAUGAAAAACUCUAUUGCGAUGCCCAUGCAGGACAAGCUGCUCAACAUUUGGCCCAAUCAACUGGACAAUCAAACAUCGAACCUAUGACCAUAAGACCAGGAGCAACUAUACCCAAAGAUGCUAAUAUAAUUGGAAUCGGAGGAAUACCAACAAAUAGUUCACCAACACCAGGUAAAGUCAGCUCUCCACGGAUAACAAUACCAUCACCAACACAGCCAUCAACCCUACACGACCGACCGACUUCCCCUUCAGUCCUUGGAGCUGUUCCUUGGCAUCACCAAAGUCCUGGAAACAUUCAUCACGUUGAAGCUCCACAAAGUCCUCGACUAUUACAAACAACAACACCAAUGAUGAAUCAAUUUAGUUCGGCCCCAGCUCCUCCUCCGGUUGCACCUAAACCACAGUACAAACCAAUGGGAUCUCAGUCGCCGAAUCUUUACCAAAGCCAUCCUCAUCCUUACACAGCUCCAUCACAAGAUGUCCAUAAGGAUGUUUCAGGUGGCCCCAAAUUUACUUGGCCUCCUCCGAAACCAGUGACACCCGUUGGAACACCAGAAGUACCUUCAGCUAACUUACCUGGUUCAAUAUCAGGUCAAACUGGAACUCCAACUGGACAACCAAUGUUUCGGCCUUUAUCAGGCAAUCAGAGGCCAUUAAGCUCUUUUGAGCUCUCCAAAUUAACACCAAACGCAACUUCCAAUGUAAACUUGCCAUCUGGAAAUGUCAGCUCUGCUCCAACAAUCGGUCAAUCGUCUAUUCCCGGUUCUAGACCCGCUCCUCGUCGAGGUAUGGGUCAACUCAAGACUCAGGUCGGACCCGGAGCGCGUAUUCCCAUUUGUUCAACUUGUGGUUCACCGAUAAGAGGUCCGUUCAUUUUGGCCUCAGAAAAGACUUGGUGUCUAGAGCAUUUCUUGUGUGCAAAUGCAAGUUGCCGUCGAUCAUUAGAGGACAUUGGAUUUGUUGAGGAACGAGGUGAACUUUACUGUGAAGUCUGUUUUGAAUCAUAUCUGGCUCCAGUUUGUGCUAAAUGUGGAAUUAGAAUCAAAAAGGAUUGUCUGAUGGCACUUGAAAAGCAAUGGCAUCCUGAGUGUUUCAACUGCAAUUAUUGUCGAAGGCCUUUUGGAAAUAGUCAAUUUUAUCUAGAAGAUGGUUUGCCAUAUUGUGAAAAGGAUUGGAACGAUUUAUUCACAACUAAAUGCACUGCCUGUGGGUUCCCGAUUGAAGCUGGUGAUCGGUGGUUGGAAGCAUGUAACAACAAUUAUCACUCAACUUGUUUCAAAUGUAAUUUCUGCCAUAAAAACUUGGAUGGUCAAAGUUUCUUUGCCAAAGGUGGACGGCCAUUCUGUAGAAGUCAUGCAAGAUGAGCGUAUCAUGA